CUCGACAAAAAGGCACAGUUGCCGAACACUCUCAACAAUAACAAUAUCACGCUCUUUCACGUUCCUUCAAUACUUCCAUAUACCCUCUUUAUUUUCCAGUGCAUUGCAAAUUCAAAACAAACUCCGUCUCCAAGAAAAGAAAAGGAGAAGAAGAAACAAUUUAGUCUCUCCUGAACUAAUCGGUAAUUUUUAUUUUACUUUAAAUUUUGUCGACAAAAAUUAAAUAGUGAUGUUCAGCACUGCAAGUUCUUUUUUUGUUUUUUGGGAUUGAUCUACUUUCGAGCGUUCAUAUUUGUUUUUAUUUUUAUAUUUUCCUUCCACGGUCAGUCCUUAAUAAUCUAUCCUUUUGUAUUUAUUUAUUUAUUUUCCAGCAUCCGGGAAAGUUUUGAUCUGGGAAGAUCUGGUUAUCCGUGUGACGACAGUGUUUUGUUUUGCGUUUUUACUUGUGAGGGUUGUUUCUGAUACCUCGUACUGGGUUGUUAAAGUGUUGAUUUAUGUUACAAAUGGAGACACUUGUUGUGACGCAGCAUAGGAACCAAUACUACAGCAGGUCCAAGUCACAAGGCAGCUCUCGGUUUGGUUCUUCACCUUCAAGUGACUUUAGGGGCAUCAAUUGCAGAACUUUCCAAACCGGUUCCGGUAUUUUACCAACACCGUUCAAAUCUAAUACUUCAUCGUUAGCUUCUUCAAAAUCACCGUUUACUCCUUCAAACUCAAACAAAGAUAAUAAAACUAGUCCCCGUAGCACCCCAGUCCCCAUCAAUUACAAAGCUUGUGAAAAGGAGAGAUCUUUCAGUGAACAUGUCCCUGAUGAGAGGAGCACUUUGUUCUCUGAACUCUGGGCUGGACCUACCUACUCUAAUUCUCCACCACCCAGUUCCUUGCCUAUCCCAAAAUUUUCUGCUCGACCUAAGAGAACUGUGUCCCUUGAUCUACCUGGUUCCUAUCCUGAAGUUGAAGUGCCCCCACUCCCCAAUACUGCCCCUGCCUCCCCUUGUAGCAAGUGUUCCUCUUCUGCUAAAGACCUCUUUGAUAAUGCUGAUUCUGCGACUAAGACGCUGUGUCGUAUCCUAAAUCUUAACUGGGAUGAUGAAUGAGACCCAAGGAGCAACAGGCUCCUGUAAAUAAGUACUUUAAUUAAUGAAGUUGGGUUAGUGUUAGAUUAGGCUCCUGUAACUAAGACGUUGAUUAUUGAUGAAUACAUUGGGUUGGGAAUCUCAUGGUUUUGGACUUUGGAUCAGGCUCAGAUGUUUGGGAACAGGGUUUGUUUUGCGACUCAAGUGACGGAUGGAAGCUGAAUGGUGUUAAUGGGUUGGAGUGGCACGGAAUAGACUUGGUUGACUGUGGUUCAUUUAACUGAGGCAGAAGAAAGUUGUUAGUUGUAUAUUCAAACUGAAUCCUGAUUUCAUGAUAUGGAGUUCACAUCAUCAUCACCCCUCAUAGAAUGGUUAUCUUCUAAUCUGAUAAAAAGAUUAGGCCUCUUGGUAAAGAUAGUACAUACUGUAGAUUGUAGCAUCUUUUACUUACAAUAACCCUUUAGAACUCAACCCUUUGCUCCUUUUUCCCCCAUUUAAAUUUUCCUUUCUUAUCAUUAUCUAUAUGUUCUGGUCUUCUAGAUGAUCCACUGUUCACUAGUUUUUGUUUUUUACUAUAUAAUCCUUCUUGAAGUUCUCAUUUCUUAGCUGCUCUGAGAACAAUUAGGUUGCCCCUUAGCUAUCUUUUCUGUUUUUUACAAAGAAAAGUUGGGAGGGGUUUGGUUAUGUAAUCUUUUGCUGCCAAUUGCAUAGUAUUGUAGGGUUAAUCUUGGGUUACACAACCUGUUAGUAAGCCCCCAAUAUUUUUCCGUUUUCAAUUUUGGUUAAUGCUUCUUUCCAUAGUCUUCACCUGGCUUAUCUCGACGAUGGAGAGUGUUGACCACGCUACGCCAAAAUUAAGGGAGGAAAAAAUGUACCGAGGCUAUUUUGUUCUAGAGAUGUAUGUGGUCAUAUUCGACUAGGUUGCUACUAGCUAGUUAGAUCGCAAGUCCGUUUUACUUUAUGAAGUUCCGAACUUUUCAUGUGUUUCUUUCUUUUAGCUUCUUUUACUAAUGAAACUUCUAUGAUCUGCUGAAAUAAAAUUGUUGGUGACUAUUAU
Messenger RNA from Abrus precatorius (Indian licorice), 2133 nucleotides. RefSeq lists its product as uncharacterized. The record is from RefSeq and is a predicted model, not a curated record. NCBI's taxonomy places the organism in Eukaryota, Viridiplantae, Streptophyta, Magnoliopsida, Fabales, Fabaceae. The transcript has 2 exons. Bases 495 to 1097 code for a protein of 200 amino acids.